Porites lobata is the source of this 1915-nucleotide messenger RNA. NCBI's taxonomy places the organism in Eukaryota, Metazoa, Cnidaria, Anthozoa, Scleractinia, Poritidae. The record is from the annotation of a GenBank genome assembly.
AUGUAUGGUUUCGCACGCGAGCUGUUCCUUCACUCUGUUGACGAUGAAUUCAUCUGCAGUAUAUGGUAGGUAUAUACAGAGGAUCAUACUUCAUAGUUUAUUUUCCAUUGCAUUUACACCAGUUUAGUUUAUUAGUUAAAGUGGUUUUUAACGUCGGUUUUGCCACUAGGUGUGCUCGAUUAAACACUGGUUCUUUGUGUCGUGUACUAGUCACGCCGCAACGAUUCAUCCUCCUCAGAUAAUAAAAACAACUACUCAAAGAUGGGGUGAUAUGGCGACAGCGACAGAGAAAAACCCAAAUACAAUAGUAGAAUACCGACUGUGAAAUACAAAUACUUGUAUUCUGGGUAGAAUGUAUUUGACUGUGAAAUAUAUCUUUAAGUACUUGAGAGGGUUCAAUUUAUAUAUUUCGUUUAACAUUUUGACGCAUGUGCCUUAAUAUAUUCAUUGUUCAGCCAUGGAGUUUUCAAGCAGCCCAUGACCUGCCAAGAUGGCCAUUCAUUUUGCAAAGACUGCAUUACACAGUGGCAGCGAGUCAACACCCAUUGCCCUGUGGACAGGUCCACUCUUGAUCGACCGUUGGUUAGAAAUCUCGCUGUGGAAGGUUCUAUUGGUCGAAAGCUGAUGAAAUGCCCAUCAACAGUCUCUCUUCCAGGAGGAUGCAGCUGGACAGGCUUAGCAUCUGCUGUAGAGCAACAUCUCCCUUCCUGCGAUAUGAAUGUUGUGGAAUGCAAAUUUAAAGUCAGGGGCUGUAUUUUUCGGGCAUAUCAGCGUGAGAUUGCUCAGCACCUCCUUGUUUGCCCCCAUAGGACAGUUAGUUGCCUGUCCUGUGCUCGAGACAUCCCACACAGUGAUCUGUCAGCCCAUGAUGAAGAGUGCAUUGGCAAACUUGUAUCCUGUCCAAAUGACUGUGGCGUUGAAGUUGCGAGGUACAUUUGCAUUGUUCAUUCAUUGUUUACGGAUAAGGUAACCCUGUAUAUCAUAAGUUAAGGGUGACGUGAAAUAGUUUGUGGUUGUUGGCCCCAGAAGAGAUUACAAAAACUAGUAAUUAGUACCAGUGCCUGCUUGCUGCACAGGCUAGUACCCCUCCCUCUUUCUUAAUGUAUUGAAAGAAAUAUUUUUCAUGUCUGAUCAAGAACUAGAAUAUUCAUUACAAAUUUCUAGAAAACAAUGUGCUUUUUGUUGUGAUUCUCAACUAGGUGCAAGAUGUUGUCACACUUGGCAUUUUCAUGUAACAAGGAGGGCCGGCCAUGUCCUCUGUACACUGUAGGAUGCACAAAGGUUCACUCUUUAGCAGAGUCAGAUCCUGGAGAACAUGUUAAAUUGCUGCUAACUGCUCGUCUAUCAGGAGCAUACGCUGUAAGUAACUUUUUUUCUAUAGUUGAAUGUGAAGUUUAAUACUAACUCUUGAAGCAUGUUCUUUCUUCUAGAAUAUACUUACAAAUCUCAAGAAUUGCCAUACUAUAACUAUUUCUUAUUUUUAGAUGUUGUAUAAUCUUUGGGUGUGUGUAAUGUAGUUUGUUAUAUUUAUAUUUAUUUUUAUUAUUUUAUUGUUAAGAAGAGAGUUUUUGGAGUUUCCAUUCACUCCAAUUAUCUAGGUAUUUAGUCAUUCAUCUAUUUCAUUCUUUAAAGUUUAUUUUCCUUUUUUUCUAAUGCAUGUUGUGCACCUUUUUUGUCUUUUUAGGCUUCUGAUGCAGGCUUAAAUGGUAUUUCCUUUGGUGGGUCAUGGAAAAUAGAAGGCGAUGUGGUAUUGCCCAUUUGUAGCCCAUUGUUUGAAGGUCAUGCUGCUGUGGUCAGAAUGGAAAUUUUAAAAGAGAGUGGUAUUUCCUUCAAGUUUCAGCUGGAGUCAAAGUUGCAGCUGCCCAGUUUUGCCAUUGAUUUAAGGUGGGUCAGUAGCCUUGAAAUCUUAUCGCCU